This is a messenger RNA of Thyridium curvatum, 4263 nucleotides long. RefSeq lists its product as uncharacterized. NCBI's taxonomy places the organism in Eukaryota, Fungi, Ascomycota, Sordariomycetes, Thyridiales, Thyridiaceae. Gene Ontology annotation, molecular function: protein binding. Gene Ontology annotation, cellular component: cytoplasm; plasma membrane; endoplasmic reticulum. The transcript is spliced from 2 exons. The record is from RefSeq and is a predicted model, not a curated record. The coding region runs from base 1 to 4263 and encodes 1420 amino acids.
AUGGCGGACCCGGCAGCAAGCCCGGCGCCUCCGAAAGCUGUCCCUCCCAGCACCCCGUCCGCUCCGGUAUCGUCGUCGAACCAAGCCCGCCCUUCCUUUGCGGUAGGUCUCAAUGAGGCCGCCCUCGACUCGCCGACGUUUCGCGCUACUUCCUCGCAUUUCGCCGAGCAGGUCGACGGAAUUGAGCGAUGGCUGGAGGGUUACGUCAAGAGCCAAUCCAAGCUUGUCCACGAUCUGCUCGCCCUCGAAGAGACGAUCAACACCUUCCUCUCCCGGAGCACCCCUUCUGCCGCUGUAGCAGAUGGGGUCAUCGAUAAUGAUUACACUCUAUUGGCAUUGAAACGGGUCGGCGAUGGAUCGCGCGAGUGGUGGACUCACAUUCUCAGUACGGUCCGGCGCAUGGACUCCAUCAGCCUCGAUCCCAUCCGCCAUCUCCUUAAUGGGGAGCUUCGCACCUUCAAAGAAGCCCGAAAGGCCCUGGAGCAGACACAAAAGCAUUUCGAUACUACCCUGGCCCGUUAUGUAGGGCAGUCAAAGACGAAAGAGGCAUCAGCGCUUCGUGAAGAUGCGUUCGCCGUGUACGAGGCCAGGAAGGCAUAUCUCAAGGCAUCGAUGGAUUUCUGUCAAAUGGCACCGCAAUUGCGCUAUAGCCUCGACAAGCUCCUUGUUCGUGUCUCGGCCGACUUCUGGCGCGAGAUGAAACGAUCUCGGGAGAGCGCGAGCAGCUAUGCCAAAUGGGGCGACGAGAUGGAGCGUGUUCGCGGCUGGGCCAGGGAUUUGGAGUCUACAGAAGGUUCUCUCAGGCGCGAACUUCAGAUUUCUAGGAGAGAAGUCGGCGAGACCACCUUGGCAACAUUCAAGCCUUCUCGAGAGCUGGACGACUACAGCGUCUCUACAGUGCCCUUCCUGGGAUCUAGAGGGCCGAUGAACAUGCGCACCAAGGAUCAAGACUCUGUCAUCUCUGAGAAGCAAGGCUGGCUCUUUCUUCGCACCGUGUCCGGCAAGCCGGCCAGGUUUACAUGGGUUCGUCGCUGGUAUUACUGUCGCGACGGCAUCUUCGGCUGGCUUGUACAAUCCGGCCAUGGCGUCCUACAAGGUGACGAAAUUGGUGUCCUCCUGUGUGGCGCGAAGCCGGCUGUCCAGGAGGAACGCCGCUUCUGCUUUGAGAUCAAGACCAAGAGCCAAACAUUACUGCUGCAGGCCGAGACCCAAUCCCAGUUGACCGAAUGGCUCGAGGUCUUUGAGGUCGCAAAGAAGCAGGCAUUCGAAGCGAGCAUGGGCCGUGACGCUCCUUCGGCAGCCGGUGUCGACCCUGCUUUUGCGAUCACUCCUCCACUUGUUCCUGAGUUCUCGGCCAAGGCUCUAGACAGCCAGCUCGGGGUGGGGGGCGAAGAUGCAGCGACGGGCGCCGACAGAGGGGCCACCCUCCCCGUGCCCGGAAACGAUGCCAGCCAUAUGUCGCGUUCCAGCUUCGACGCCCCGCUCAACCCUCCAAGGCGCUCUAUCACGACGGCUUUGGUGCGGGAAGAAGGAGAGAGUAGCCGCGACCACGCUGCACGCAUCAUGCAGAAGCUCGACCUUCAUCGCAAGGGCGAUGCUGCUCCGCAACAAGCCGCCGGAGGUAUAGCAAGCCUCAUUUCGGCUAGUCACAACCUUCUGCCUGGCUACAUGAUGCAAAACCCCUCUGCCACUCAGCUGCCACGAGCUGCAACUUUCUCCCAUAUCCCAGCCGCCCCUCAGCUUCCUCUGGGUGAGGUUCGUCGGAGCAACUUGGCGCCCGUGACGCUGGCCAAACCUCCUGCUCCGACAGGAUUGAGCAAGGCUGCUGUUCUGACCAGCGGCGAGCUCGGACUUGGCGGUGCAGAUCCAACGCACACUCUGCCCACAGCGAUCAUGGCAAACUAUUGGGGCAGCAACCUCUGGGGCGCCGCAUACACUCCGAGGCAGGAAUCUGCCCCUACACCUGCUCCAAACGAUGACGACCCCUUCCUACGCUCUGCCAUGCCCCUUGGUUCGCCUACCAAUGGUCAGGCGUCAAGAUCUCCCAACAGUCUUCACAGAAAGACAUUCAGCGCAGAUGUCAAAAUCAUGCCGCCUCGAAUCCUAGAAAAGGCUGCGACGGAGUCGUUCCCCGUUAAUUAUCCCGCAGAGCUCAGAGCACAGCUGGCCCAAUUCCGGCUCUUGUUCCCCUCGGUACCUCUGGAAGAGAAGCUGGUUCUCGUUUUCCGGGCGGCUUGGUCCAGCGCGACAGAGAGUGGUUCCUCAGCAUCUGGACUAGUCGGUAGUGGGCGGGUUUAUAUCACGCCAGACAACAUGUACUUUUACGGUCAACAGAUGGGUCUCAUCACGGCGUACUCCUUCAGCUUGGACAUAAUCUCUGAAGUCACGGCUGCUCCGGGCAAGGACUGCGAUUACAUCUACCUGCAUCUGAACCAAGAUACGAACGAGACCGGUUUCAAGCGCAUCACGCUCAAGACCUUCCUCGACGACUUGGCCCUCUUGCACGCAAGGCUCAACCUUCUUGUGGACGAUCUCCAAGCAGAGGAGCCAAUGGAGCUCCCUGAUCUCAUUGACGCUCUGAUUAACCUGGCAAACGAUGAUCGGGAGAUCAAGAGCCCGGGUGCUGAGAGCUGGGGCGAAGGAUCCGGGAACGAGUCGCCUGAUGAGCAGACGCCUGUCCCUGGCAGAGCGAUCGGCAGGCGUGACUAUUCCGACACCAAGCCGGGACGUGUUACUCGCAAGCUUGUCCCCAAGUUCCAGCUUCCUAGCCAUCCGGUCGUGUACGAGCCCGAAGACAUGGGACAACCAGACGCGGAGCGCCACUUUGAAAUCAGUGCCAAGGCCUGCUUCCAUGUUCUGUUCGGCGACAAGUCAUUCAUCUUCCCCAAGCUCUACUUUGAGCGUCGAGCCAAAGAAAUCGCCCAGGGGCCUUGGGACCUUGCGGACCAAGGGAAAAUGAAGCGGACCUUCAGGUUCAAGGUCGACUUUGCGGACCUGUUGGGCCGCAAGAGGCUCAGCGACAUUGUCGACCAACAAAACAUUGAUGUCUUCAGUGAUCAUGUUACUUACGUGGUCACUCACCACGGCACGCCUUGGCACUUGCCGCAUUCCCAGGAUUUUAAGAUCAUCUGCAAGAUUGUGAUCACGCACAUGGCCAAAUCCAAGUGCAAGCUGGCCAUCUACAACAGGAUCGAGUGGACAAAGCCUCCGGCCUUCUCCAAGAACAUCAUCGAGCGGCAGGCUUUGAAUGACGCCCGCCGGAACGCCGAGGAGCUCGCUGAAGUCGCGACAGACCAAGUCAGGAAGCUCGGCCCUCACAGCAGGACCAAGCGGGCGAUUCAGGUCUACGGCAACCUGGGCCAGCAGACGCAGGUCGUGGUGUUCACGCCAGGAGAAGCGGACCCGGUCAAGAAGACCCAGGUCAAGCAGAGGACUCUAACGGACAUGUUGUCGGAGACCGUCUUUAGUUUUGCGGAGAGCGUCGCUUCUAGCUUGAUGAUGUGGACGUUUGCCGGCGUCAAGAAGCUGUACGACGUCGUGACUGCACAGCGCAUCAUCCUCCUGGUGCUCGCUCUGAGCGUCUUCACCAACCUCGUCUUCAGCUCGAGAGAGACCUCGACGUGGUGGACGGAGAGGAGGGCCGCCAAGUUUAUGAGUCGCAUAGGGGUUGGUCCCAAUGUCGCGAUGAGCAAGUCCAUCUAUAUAGCGGACCUGGAGGAGGCAGCGCAGCAGUCAGGGCUGCCGCCUCACAGAACGCCGACGGAUAGCCCAUGCUACGACACAUUCUGUAAUAUCGUGAACACGACAGAUAUCGAUGCGCCUUACGAGGAUGCGGGGGACAUGCUCUCCGCCGCAUCCAGCAGGGCGGCGGCGAAGCGGCUCAGGCGGACGCGACAGAAGCUCGGCUCUUACAGACACGACCUGCUCGUCGCGAUGCGGGUGGUCAACAGCAUCGAGCGGGAGAUGGUCCAGUCCGAGUGGGAGAACUGGCUGGCGGACGAAAUGCUCCGGUGCGACCAAGUGAAGGCGCUGCUUCACUCACAGCAGCCAGCGGGAGGAGGGAGCGCCAAGAAGAACAAGAAGGCAGCGGCAACAGGGGAGGCAUCUAAGGGAGCCAAUGGGCCACAGAAGGUGAUGCGACCGCUGGACGAGGCGCGGAUAGGCAGCCUGAAGAAGUGGCACGAGGAGUACUGCGGGAGCUGCCGCGCUGAUCAGCGGGAUCUGGAGGGAUAUCGAUUGGCUCACCGGACGAUGAUGGGCUAG